Messenger RNA from Alternaria incomplexa, 855 nucleotides. RefSeq lists its product as uncharacterized. The coding region runs from base 1 to 855 and encodes 284 amino acids. The transcript is spliced from 3 exons. The record is from RefSeq and is a predicted model, not a curated record. Lineage: Eukaryota; Fungi; Ascomycota; Dothideomycetes; Pleosporales; Pleosporaceae.
AUGCGCUUCCUCACCACCAUCUUCCUCGUACUCGUCAGCCUCGCCGCUCUCGCAAGCGCGGGCGGCGAUAAAAAGAAUGGCGGCCAAAUGAGUUUCGAGGAUGUCGUGAAAACAUGCGUCUACGAGUGCAAGGAAGGUCCUCACUGCAGGCACUACUGCGAGUGCAUGGUCUACAAGAUGAUCGGCAAGAGUGUCAAGUGUACAACUGAUAAGUGCAAGAAGGCUCCUACAGGUUGUGAGAAGUACGAGCUCAGUGGCAAAGUUCGUCGAGACGAAGAUACAUCUGCGGCCGUUGAUCAGGCUGCGUCUGCGACUGUUGAGGAGGCUUCGUCCGAGACUGCUGCUCAGGUCGACCCCGGAACCAUCAAUUACAACCAAGACGCUCCCGAGGACUUUGUUCAGACUGCUGAUGUCAACGGCGACGACAACACCUGCGCAACACAGGGCUGCUCCGAGGCCUUGCCGUAUUGCCUCAAGGCGUGCGGCUUUGGUCCCCAUUGUGAGGGUUACUGCGCCUGCAUGUUGCACUCGAACCCGAAGUCAAUCUGCCGCCAACAAGGCUGCGUCGAGGCUCCUCAAGACUGCGAUCAAUGGGAGUUCACCGACCACGACAUUGCUCUUGCUGGCCCAGAGACUGCCGACUAUGAGCAAGUCGCUGCCGCUGCCAACGCUCGCGAGGGAAGCGACGACGACGACGUUAACAGCGAACACUGCAAAGCUUGCCGCGACGCUGGGUACGAAUGUAGCAAGAAGUGCGGCGCCAACGAUAUGAUCUGCAAGGCUCUAUGUCUGUGCGCGAGCACUGCGGAGGAUAACUGCGGCAAGUGCAAGUCCGUCGACUGCCCACGCACUUAA